AUGCCCUUACCACGGAGCCCGCUCCGGCGGAUCCGUACGUCUACCAAGUUGGAUUUGGGAAUAGAUUCUCUUCUGAAGCCAUUCAACGUUGUUGAACUGUCGCCUGAAAGUUUUCGAGCUCACAGGUUCAGUCCGGGGACUCUUCCUCGUUCUUGCAACGCCCCGCAGAAGGUUAAAUACAGCCUCUAUUCGGAGCAGUUAAAUGGCUCGACAUUUGUUGCGCCCCGAGCAGAUAUCCAGCAUGCAUGGUUUUACCGCAUUUUCCCCUCCGUGGCUCAUGGAGAUCUCAAAAAGAUGCCGCGAAACACAGAGAACUCCUCCCUCCCAAUGUGUGCUCACCUCCUGACCUUGCUUGUCGUCAAGAUCGAGUCACGGUUUUCUUCCGGGAACGAAAAUGUCGAGUUCGUUCCCGGUGCGCUCUGUUGGAGAGCGUUUCCAAUGCCCGAGGCCAUCGGCCCGAGUGUGGACUUUGUUCAGGGCCUCAAGACAAUAGUCGGACACGGAGACCCGACGAGCAAGGACGGGCUAGCCGUGCACGUGUACACCGCAAAUGCAUCGAUGAAGAACCGCGCGUUCUGCAGCAAUGACGGGGACAUGCUUUUCGUUCCCCAAGUUGGUAGGCUGGAUGUCCAAACCGAGUUCGGGAGGUACGGUGUCAACGGCGGUGUCGAGGGCCCCUUUCCGGAGACCGUUUCAGCUGACCUUUGGUGGCAGAUUGAUGAGCUGGUGGUUGUUCAGGCUGGCAUCCGGUUCAAGGUCGACUUACCAGAUGGUCCAGUCCGAGGCUGUGAGUCACUCGACGGCGACCUAGGGUUUUGGGAACGCCAGCUAAUGGAUUCAGAUAUCCAAGAGGUGUUCGGCAGUCGAUACGAACUACCAGAGCUGGGACCACUUGGAAGCAACGGAAUGGCUCUACCGCGCGAUUUCGAGUUCCCCGUAGCCUCCUUCGACAUGGACAAGACGGAAUGGGAGAUCAUCUACAAGCUGGCCGGGAAACUAUGGUCAUGCAAGCAAAACCACACCCCAUUCGAUGUCGUUGCCUGGGACGGCAAUUACGUGCCCUUCAAGUACGCAGCCGAAAAGUUUGUCAACGCGGCCUUUGUCGAUAAGGACCAAGCCGAUCCUAGUCUGUACACUGUCCUGACGGUGAAAUCCAAAAUACCUGGUGUUCCUGCUACAGAUGUUAUGUUCUUCACGCCGAAGUGGUCCUCGGCGACGAACGCCUAUCGACCUCCCUACUACCACAGAAACAUGGCUACAGAAGUUGUGGGGGUAGUGUAUGGCGACUACAAGGGCACAAGCCGCAACUUGGAGGCCGGUGGUCUUAGUUUUCAGUCAAGCUACUCGCCCCAUGGAGGCAAGUCUUGA
Messenger RNA from Colletotrichum higginsianum IMI 349063, 1368 nucleotides. RefSeq names its product Homogentisate 1,2-dioxygenase. Lineage: Eukaryota; Fungi; Ascomycota; Sordariomycetes; Glomerellales; Glomerellaceae. Gene Ontology annotation, molecular function: homogentisate 1,2-dioxygenase activity. The record is from RefSeq and is a predicted model, not a curated record. Gene Ontology annotation, cellular component: cytoplasm. The transcript has 7 exons. Bases 1 to 1368 code for a protein of 455 amino acids. Gene Ontology annotation, biological process: L-phenylalanine catabolic process.